AUGCAAUCUCCCGAAGCUUCGCUCAAGAGGAAGCCGGCAGCUUCCGCUGUCUCGAAUCCCACCAAGACUGUCAGGCGUUCAGUCACUCCCGUGUCCGACGAUGAAGGCGACGUAUCCGGCAGGCUCGGCCCAGGGGAAGGCGGCGAUGCUGGAAAUGAGCCUAGCGUCACCAAACGGACACUGCAAAACCGCAAGGCUCAGCGCGAGUUUCGCAAACGACGCGAAGCCCGCGUACGAGACCUCGAGGAACGAUGCCGUCGCUUCGACCAGAUGGGGCUUGAGGCCAAUGCCGAGCUUCAGCGGAUAGCGAGGCGACUCAAGGACGAAAACGAGGCUCUUCGCGGCUUGCUCGUGCGACUCGGAUUUGCCAACAUGAUCCCACGAGCGAUCGAACAGUGCAGCACGCCCAAUCGCGAGGGCUACCUUGGCCAAGCGUACACCUCCGCGGGUCACGCAUCCGGCAGUCAUAACAACAACAACACUGCGCACCCCGGCGCUUCCUUCGUCGCGCCGCAUCCUUCCACAACUGGCGUAGCGAUGCCGAGCGACCUCGAUCUCAAUCUCAACAUGAACCUCAACGUGAUGGAUGUUGGCAUGGGCAACAGGAGCACUACGUUGACUUCACACCAGGACUCCGUGAAUGCUGCUGGUCACAGUGCGCAGAGACAACACUCUGCCAGCACCUCUCGUGGCAACGCAAAGGAUUCCGCAGUCUCGCCGUCGGGACUCUCCGUCUGCCAUUUCGACUGGCAAAUUAGCAACCCGAACGCAUACAUCACAGACGCAUUCCGCGGCAACCAAGAGACGGGCGGCAAUCAGACUCGACCUGGGCUUAGCCAAGUGAAGUCGCGCCAACGAUCACAAUCUUCAGUGCCUCAAAUCAUCAACAUUGACGGAGCUCAGCGUGGAAAUGCGCGUCACUCGCCAUCAGCUAUCAGCGAUGGAGCAGACGGCGCAAACAACGCUCGACCAAAGAGUCCUUUGCUGUCGCUCCGCGGCUUGUCGGGUACGCAAGCGUCCGCAAACGCCCAAGAGAAGCAGCAGCAAAAUGCGGAUGUGGUCUACGAGCCGGCCGGCUCCAGCUUGGGGGGUUUCGGUGGCUCCGGUACUGGCGGCAGCGCGAUGCUUGGUCUCCCGCCUUCUGCGUCUCAACAAUUCUCGACGGCCACAACAGCUAACAUCGCUGGGAACAUGCCCACGAACUCUUCGAGCUCCCUGUUCCCAUUUCCCCAAAGGACUUAUCAGAACGAUGCUUUGCUCAAUCCCAACCCUAUCCCGUUCGCAUUCAAUCUCUCUAGCAACGCGUCGCACUCUCCUCCUGAUCAGUCCUGGUGGGACGCCAUGUGCGGCGGAGGUAUGCUCACACCUGGCCAAGAUCCCACUGCCCUUGAUGAGAAAGCACAAGUCGUCGCUGCAGCCCAACAGCAGUCGAACUCUGACAGGAGUAGCGGAGGGCCAAGCGGCAUCUUCGGUGGCACCCCGAUCGAUUUUUCAGCUUUCCUUUCUGGUGGUUUCACUCCAACUGGGACAUUUGGUGCUCAGAAUUUCGAUGGUAGCCAGGCUAACGACGUAUCGCGCUUGUCAAAUCAACGGUCAAACGCAGUUUCUAUGGAGAAGAAAUUGUCGGCCUCGCCGUCGAUGCCGCCUCCCAUGCCACCGACCGCACAUGCUCAGAUGUUUUUGCGCUUGCUCGAACGCAAGCUCGCCUCGCGAGAUUUUAGCCCGUACGCAUCUUUGGGCUUCCAACCGCCAAGCAUGUACCAGGACAACUCGGCAACGCAUCAGACGAAAGAUGCAGGCACGAAGUCAGGCUCGAGCAUGUGGCGCAUACCGAGUUCGACUGAUCGCACCAAGGCUACCACGAUCUGGAGAGCGCCGGGGCACGGCUCCUCGCCGCUGGCACAGAGCAGCAGCGCUGCCUCGAUGACACCUAGCAGCGUCUACUCUCGAUUGUCGCAGCAUCCAGCCUUCUUGAGGACGAGCGAGAAGGAGUUGGAAGAGCUUGUGGACGCCCUCGAGCCUAGGCAUUCUAGCGGUUCUCCUUCUUCGGGCCGCUCUGCGAGCACGGCCGACCGUUCGGCCCAGUCGUUGGAAAGACGUUCAAGCUCGCAAAGCUCCAACAGGUCGUCAGACGACUUCUUUACAAACGCUACCAGGCAAAAAGAUGCGGUGGCAGCCACCCAGGCGCGUGGCCAGGCUCCGAACACCGGCAGACCUCCUGUGGCAGCCGGUGCACGCAAAGCGCCCCAACCACCUGAAAGCGGCGCUGCGCGAUCACCGCACAGCAGCGCAAUGGAGUUGGAUGAGAAUGCAGUCACUCAAAUACUCGACAUGCUCGACGCCAAACGAGGAGGCAAUCAAGCGCAGUCUAGUCACCGUGACGCGUCAGACUCGAACGCCCCUAGCAUGAUGGCCACAUGA
Ceraceosorus bombacis is the source of this 2421-nucleotide messenger RNA. NCBI's taxonomy places the organism in Eukaryota, Fungi, Basidiomycota, Exobasidiomycetes, Ceraceosorales, Ceraceosoraceae. The record is from the annotation of a GenBank genome assembly.